This is a messenger RNA of Cygnus olor (mute swan), 1412 nucleotides long. It is a transcript of the gene SYF2, whose product is annotated as SYF2 pre-mRNA splicing factor. The transcript is spliced from 7 exons. Gene Ontology annotation, cellular component: catalytic step 2 spliceosome; Prp19 complex; post-mRNA release spliceosomal complex. Lineage: Eukaryota; Metazoa; Chordata; Aves; Anseriformes; Anatidae. The record is from RefSeq and is a predicted model, not a curated record. The annotation marks the transcript as partial.
UGUGACGGCUGCCUUCCAGGCAGCUCCGAGAGGCAGCGGCGGGGCUCCGGGCCUGCCUCUAACGGCGAGGACGGGCACUCACCGCUGCCACCGGCCCCUCCGCGGCACACACGACACGAGCCGACGCGCCCAACCCGCACGUGCCGAGCACCAACCUCAGCGGGUCCCGCAGCGCGGCCCCGGCCCGGCCCGGCCCAUCCCACCCCGCCGCGCUCCGCAGCCCCGGGGCAGCCCCGGGGCAGGGGCGGACGGCGCGAGGGGGGGGGGGGCACGCGCGGCCGCAGCAGAGCCCCGUUACCCCCCGCCCGCCAGGGGCGGCCGAGGCCGCGGCACGUGCCCGGCCGGAAGUGCGUCGGCAGGAGCGGAAGCGGAAGCGUCGGCGGCGCUAAUGGCGGCGGAGGUGGCGGCGGAGGUGGCGGCGGGGGCUGCCCCGCGGCUCUCGAUGGGGGCUCCUCGGGCUCGGAGGAUGAGGCACGGCCCAGCCCGGCGGCGGCGGCGGCGGCGGCGCAGAAGCGGGAGGGGUGGCUGCGCAAGUUCCGCGAGCUCCACAUGAAGCGGAAUGAGGCUCGCAAGCUGAACCACCAAGAAGUGGUGGAAGAAGAUAAAAGGCUUAAAUUACCGCCGAACUGGGAAGCCAAAAAAGCACGUCUGGAAUGGGAGCUGAAAGUGGAGGAAAAGAAGAAGGAAUGUGCAGCAAGAGGAGAAGACUAUGAGCGAGUUAAACUUUUAGAGAUCAGUGCUGAGGAUGCCGAGAGAUGGGAAAGGAAAAAGAAGAGGAAAAAUCCAGAUCUAGGAUUUUCAGAUUACGCAGCUGCUCAGUUGCGCCAAUACCAGAGACUAACCAGGCAGAUCAAACCCGAUCUGGAGCAGUACGAGAAGCUGAAGGAACAGUAUGGUGAAGCACUCUAUCCAACAUCUGACAGUCUUCUCCAUGGAACUCAUGUGCCAACUAAGGAGGGGAUUGAUAGAAUGGUUGCAGAUCUUGAAAAACAAAUUGAAAAACGUGAAAAAUACAGUAGAAGACGUCCUUACAAUGAUGAUGCGGAUAUUGACUACAUUAAUGAGAGAAAUGCCAAGUUCAAUAAGAAGGCAGAGAGGUUCUAUGGGAAGUACACGGCUGAAAUUAAACAGAACCUGGAGAGAGGAACGGCUGUCUGAACUGACGUCCACCAAAGUGCAUACUACUGCCUUUCUAUGCUUAUUAAAGUUUGAUGUGGAUAUUUUGCAUGCGCUCUUAAACUGUAUCAGAAAUAUACUUGGUAGACCUCAAAGUAACUUGUAAAAUCAAUAGUGUAUUUAAUACAAUAGACGUAAUGCGUGCAGUGUAUAGCAUCAGCUGUAUAUAGCUUUUACUUGCAGAAGUAGCCAGCUCCUGUUUCUCAUUCUAAAUAAAUAAAGCUCUUGCCACAUGA